Molecule: messenger RNA, 1534 nt
Organism: Phascolarctos cinereus (koala)
Lineage: Eukaryota; Metazoa; Chordata; Mammalia; Diprotodontia; Phascolarctidae
Gene: AKR1A1
Product: aldo-keto reductase family 1 member A1
Biological process (GO): aldehyde catabolic process
Molecular function (GO): alcohol dehydrogenase (NADP+) activity
Source: RefSeq, a predicted model, not a curated record
AGCGAACACGUAGCCAUGGGGGCGUGGCUGCGCGUUCCCGUUAGCACGGCGCCACACCCCUCCCAAGAGUGGGCAGGAGGAAGGGGACCCCCUGCUAAUUCUGGGGUCCUCGCCACCUGCCACUCUAGCUUUGAGAUCUUCCUCCUGCAGCCUGCAGGCGCAGUGCAAAGAGAGAGAAGGAAGGCGCAUGGCGGAGAGGAAGUGGGCGUACGCCCGGAGAGGGAGGGCUCACGGGAGAGAGGGUGGACGCACAGUCGGAGGGGGCAGGCACAGCGUCGGAGUGGGUGGGCACAGGGCCGCAGUGGGUGGGCACAGAGCCGGAGGGGCAGGCACACGGCCGGAGGGGGCGGGCACAGGGCCGGAGUUGGAGGGUAUAAGGCUGGAGUGGGAGGGCGCACAGCCAGAGUGGGUGGGCACAGGGCUGGAGGGGCGAGUGCCCAGAGACCUCUGUUCAGGAAGCCGCCGAAUUGUGAAUCACGGGUAGCGAUGGCGUCCUCCGUCGUCCUUCACACCGGGCAGAAGAUGCCUGUCUUGGGGCUGGGUACCUGGAAGAGUGAGGCUGGGCAGGUGAAGGCCGCUAUCAAAUACGCUUUGAGCGUUGGCUACCGCCACAUCGACUGUGCUGCCAUCUAUGGAAAUGAGGUGGAGAUUGGCGAGGCCUUGAAGGAGAGUGUUGGGCCCGGCAAGGCUGUUCCCCGGGAAGAAGUGUUUGUGACCUCCAAGCUAUGGAAUACCCAGCACCAGCCGGAGGACGUGGAACCCGCCCUCAGGAAGACCCUGGCCGACCUCCAGCUGCAGUAUCUGGACCUCUACCUGAUGCACUGGCCCUAUGGCUUUGAGGGGGGGGACACCCUCUUCCCUAAGAAUGAAGAUGGAACAAUGCGCUAUGACACCAUCAGCUACAAGGAGACUUGGAAGGCAAUGGAGGCAUUGGUGUCCAAGGGGCUGGUGUGGGCCCUGGGCCUCUCCAACUUCAACAGCCGCCAGAUUGACGACAUUCUCAGCGUGGCCACUGUGCGGCCUGCCGUGCUCCAGGUGGAGAGCCAUGCUUACCUGGCCCAGAAUGAGCUAAUUGCUCACUGCCAUGAGCGGGGGCUGGAGGUGAUAGCCUACAGCCCCCUGGGCUCCCCGGAAAGAACCUGGCGAGACCCAUCGGAGCCAGUCCUGCUGGAGGAGCCUGUUGUCCUGGAGCUGGCCAAGAAGCAUGGGAAGUCACCGGCCCAGAUCCUGCUCAGGUGGCAAGUCCAGCGGAAGGUGAGCUGUAUUCCCAAAAGCAUCAACCCUUCCCGUAUCCUGGAGAACCUGCAGGUUUUUGACUUCACCCUGACGCCAGAGGAGAUGAAGCGGAUGGGGGCGCUGAAUAAGAAUUGCCGGUACAUCGUGCCCAUGAUAACGGUGGAUGGGAAGCGGGUCCCGAGAGAUGCAGGACAUCCUCUGUAUCCCUUCAAUGAGCCCUUUUAAGGCCUGGCCUCUUUCAGAUUUCGUGUAGCCCAGACAGGAGGCAGCAUCAAUAUACUCAUUAUAGCCUCUGUGA